AUGGACGCCGCGGAGAUCGCGGAGAAGGUCCGCGCCCUCGAGGCCGCGCUCGCCGCCAAGGCCUCCCGCAUCUCUGACCUGGAGGCUAGGGUCUCCCUCCUCGAAGCCGAGAACACGCGCUUCAGGAAGGCCGCGCCCAAUGUACAGGCAAUGGAUCAUUCAGGCGACCAGGGCCCAACCUUCGGCCGAUUGGACGAGGGUUUCGGCGGAAACAAGCAAAACUCAGCGGGAGGCCAUCCGGUAAAUGGUUCUACAGAGGUCAGUGACCGCGGGCCAGAGGGGAUGGCUGUUGGCGUCGCCAUUAGGAGUAGCGCGGAGGAGAGCCUUCUUGCUGUCCCGGCUCCUUGGGAGCGCACAGUGCCGCCGGUGAUUGGCGAGAGCGGCGGCGAAGACGAGAUCGAGGAUGCUGAUGUGGGUCUUGAAGACGAUGAUGUUCCGAUUAUGCCACGAGGCAACAAGCGUAAAGCGAUGAUUGCCAGCGAUAGCGACGACGAGGACUGGAAUGACAAGGAUGGUAAAGUGCAGGAGGGGUUGGGUGUUACACCCGGUGGAAAGCGUUUGUUAAGUGGACUCAGUGAUGAUGAAGAUGAUGCUGAGGAUGUUUGUGUGGUUAGGCCAGAGCAUGUGCCAUGUGCAGCUGAGACAGGGAUUGAAGAUGAGGAGGACGAGGACGGGGAUGAUAGAAUCGUCAUUCGUGAAGUGGUUCAGACGACGAAGGACGAGAGGGGCAGUAGAGAUGAUGGUGAAUUGGGUGAAGAGUAUGUGGAGAGUGAGGAUGAUUCAGCAGAAGCCAGUAGUAUGGAUGGAUUUAUAGAUGAUGAGGAUUGUUCAGAAAAUUAUAAUGAAGAGCCUGUUGAGCCAGAAGAGUCUGACGGUGACAUGAACUAUAAAGAUGUUAUGGAUGCGAUACGUCGCAAAAGGAAUGCUAAUGGUAAGGGGUGGGACUACGAGGCAGAGAUGCUCUCAGCAUUUGCUGAACAGGAUGAACUUUGCUUGAAAGCCGUAUGCGCUCUCUACCGAAAGCAAACUGAGGAAGAACAGUCAAUAAAAGCCAGCAUGGUGCAUAACGGACAAGGAUUUAGCCAGAUGGAUGCUGUUAGGGGAUCUCACAUAGCAGAGUUUCUUCUGGAUGGUGAUGCUCUUGGACCACCUAGGAAAACUGUCGAUGAUUUGGAAAAAUACAACAAAUAUGCUCUCAAGUUCUGUCAGAAGAUCGCUAGGCAUUACUCAAAACAGCUUUUUGCGAUAUAUCAGAACAAGGAGGACCCCUACUUUCCCUGA
Molecule: messenger RNA, 1281 nt
Organism: Triticum turgidum subsp. durum (durum wheat)
Lineage: Eukaryota; Viridiplantae; Streptophyta; Magnoliopsida; Poales; Poaceae
Source: the annotation of a GenBank genome assembly